Cylicocyclus nassatus is the source of this 240-nucleotide messenger RNA. The record is from the annotation of a GenBank genome assembly. NCBI's taxonomy places the organism in Eukaryota, Metazoa, Nematoda, Chromadorea, Rhabditida, Strongylidae.
AUGGAGGACAGACCACGACCACCACCACCGCCGUCGCGCCAACAAGGCCAGUAUCGACGACACGCUGCGGAGAGACGCAGCCAGCCCCACACCCAGAGCAGCCUCAUCGACAUCGUCAGCGGACCUCAUCUUCCUUAUAAAGGCAGUUAUGGACGAUUAGCUGGAAGAAAAAUUGCUCUUUUAGCCCGUCAUGCCCACGCGCAUCAGCGUCGAGGAAAUCAGCAGCAGCAGAGCAGAUGA